ACGGCGUGGGCGACAAUGGCAGGAGCGGCACGCGCAACGGUGAGGAGCGGGUGUCUAGUGUGGAUCUCACGGCUACUGAGGGGUGCCCAGCAGCGAGCAGGGGCGGCACCCAUCCGCUGGCAACAUGCGUCCGGCAAGGUGCCGCUCAGCACCGUCACACUCAUCCCGGGCGACGGCAUCGGCCCCGAGAUCUCCGCCGCCGUCGUAAAGAUCUUCGACGCCGCCAGGGCGCCGAUCCAGUGGGAGGAGCGCAACGUCACGGCCAUCCUCAGCUCGUCGGGCAAGUGGGUCAUCCCCCCGGAGGCCAAGGAGUCGAUGGAUCGCAACAAGAUGGGUUUGAAGGGGCCCCUGAAGACGCCGGUGGCCGCGGGCCACCCGUCCAUGAACCUGCUGCUGCGCAAGACCUUCGACCUGUACGCCAACGUGCGCCCGUGCGUGUCCAUUGAGGGCUUCCGCACGCCGUACAACGACGUGGACCUGGUGACGAUCCGCGAGAACACGGAGGGCGAGUACAGCGGCAUCGAGCACGUGAUCGUGGACGGCGUCGUGCAGAGCAUCAAACUGAUCACGGAGCAGGCGAGCCGGCGCGUGGCGGAGUUCGCGUUUGAGUACGCGCGUAGCAACAAGCGCCACACCGUCACCGCCGUUCACAAGGCCAACAUCAUGCGUUUGUCGGACGGCCUCUUCCUGAAGAAGUGCCGCGAGGUCGCCGAGACCUUCAAGGACAUCAAGUUCACGGAGAUGUACCUGGACACUGUGUGUCUCAACAUGGUGCAGGACCCCACGCACUUCGACGUGCUGGUCAUGCCCAACCUGUACGGGGACAUCCUGAGUGACCUGUGCGCGGGUCUCAUCGGGGGCCUCGGGGUCACUCCCAGCGGCAACAUCGGCACCAACGGCGUUGCCAUCUUCGAGUCGGUGCACGGCACGGCACCCGACAUCGCCGGCAAGGACCUGGCGAACCCCACGGCGCUGCUGCUGAGCGCCGUGAUGAUGCUGCGCCACAUGGGCCACACGGGCUACGCGCAGCGCAUCGAGGCGGCCUGCUACGGCACCAUCAAGGACGGCAAGGUGCUCACGGGAGACCUGGGAGGGAAGGCCAAGUGUUCCGAGUUCACGGCCCGAGAUCUGCAGCCGCGUCAAGGACAUGGAAGUAACGUCGGCCUCGCCGCCGCUGCCGCCGCCACGUUCCCACCGCGCGUGGAGGGCCCCGAGUUUCCUGCAUGCCCCAUGGUUACUGACAAGGCCGGCCGGCCGGCCGGCCGCCGCCACCAAAGCUGAGGAGGAGGAGAGCUGGCCUGGGCUGUGCCGGCGGUGGUCCAGGGUUGUACCGGUGGUUGCCGAUCGUCUACUACUCUUUGCAUUUCCGGCAAUUGUUUAUUUUCGCGCACACACGUACACACACGUGCAUGCACAUGCACACACAU
Molecule: messenger RNA, 1427 nt
Organism: Petromyzon marinus (sea lamprey)
Lineage: Eukaryota; Metazoa; Chordata; Hyperoartia; Petromyzontiformes; Petromyzontidae
Product: isocitrate dehydrogenase [NAD] subunit alpha, mitochondrial-like
Biological process (GO): isocitrate metabolic process; tricarboxylic acid cycle
Cellular component (GO): mitochondrion
Molecular function (GO): NAD binding; magnesium ion binding; isocitrate dehydrogenase (NAD+) activity
Source: RefSeq, a predicted model, not a curated record